Strongylus vulgaris is the source of this 516-nucleotide messenger RNA. The record is from the annotation of a GenBank genome assembly. Lineage: Eukaryota; Metazoa; Nematoda; Chromadorea; Rhabditida; Strongylidae.
AUGAUGAGGAAGGGAACAGAUGUAACUGCGAAUGGACCACCACCAAGUGAUGCAAAACCCCCAGAACCUACGACUCGCAGACGUUCCCCCAGGAUUUCGCUUGAUUUUGGUGGAGCAGACCAUGGUGAUUCGGGGAGUACUACACCCGAUGCGGCUUCUAUGUGUAGCGAUCGCCGAGGUAGUUUUGAUAAAAUGUCGGGAUCGCGAAUUUUUACACGUGGUGGUGGUGCAGGAGGAGGAUUUUCAGGAAACAGGCAAGUUUACCAUGCUGGACGAAACGAUAUUGCCAAUUCAACAUCGAGCGGAAAACGAAAUACACGAGAUUAUAGCAAUCGACAGAAUUCACGAACACAGGGGAAUCGUGAUGGCUACAACGAACGACAUAAUUCUAAAUAUUCUUAUAAUUCUACGCAAUCACUCUAUGAUCCCCAACAACCAGGAGGUUAUCUAAGUUAUCAACCUAAUUUUAAUCGAAGGCGAGGGAAGCCGGAACAAGGCAGAGCUCCAUCGCCGAUG